Molecule: messenger RNA, 1492 nt
Organism: Chinchilla lanigera (long-tailed chinchilla)
Lineage: Eukaryota; Metazoa; Chordata; Mammalia; Rodentia; Chinchillidae
Product: serpin B6
Exons: 7
Coding region: 206-1342 (378 amino acids)
Biological process (GO): negative regulation of endopeptidase activity
Cellular component (GO): cytoplasm
Molecular function (GO): serine-type endopeptidase inhibitor activity
Source: RefSeq, a predicted model, not a curated record
CCGACUGGGCAGGACUGGGUGCGGCAGCUGGGCCAGGCCCGCCCCUCCUCCGGGCCCGGCCUCCGCCCCGCUCGCGCUAUUUGAGGACGGGAGAGGCAGGAGCGGGGCCAGCCGUGCCAGCUCGCUGCGGAGAUCCGAGACCUGCGAUCGGAGACCCGAGACCCGAGACCCGAGACCCGAGAUCCGAGACCCGAGACUCACCAUCAUGGAUUCUCUGUUGGAAGCAAAUGGCACCUUUGCCAUAAGCCUGUUGAAAAUUCUGGGUGAAGACAGCUCGAAAAAUGUGUUUCUUUCACCUAUGAGCAUCUCCUCUGCCCUGGCUAUGGUCUUCCUGGGAGCAAAGGCAACCACUGCAGGCCAGAUGGCUCAGGCACUCUGUUUCAAUAAAUGUGGCGGCGAUGGAAGUGAUGUUCACCAGGGCUUCCAGUUACUUCUUGAUGAAAUCAAUAGGACAGGCACCAACUACCUGCUGAGAACGGCCAACAGGCUCUUUGGGGAAAAGUCUUAUCAAUUCCUCUCAUCUUUUAAAGAUUCCUGCUAUAAAUUCUAUCAAGCGGAGAUGGAAGAGCUCAACUUUACCCACGCUGCAGAGGAGUCCAGGAAACACAUCAACUCCUGGGUGGCCAAGAAGACAGAAGGUAAAAUUACAGAGAUUCUGUCUUCCGAUGCAUUGAACUCAAGCACAAGUCUGGUUCUUGUGAAUGCCAUCUACUUCAAAGGAAACUGGGACACUCAGUUUGACAAAGCGAGAACCCGUGAGAGGCCAUUUAAAGUCAGCAAGAAUGAGGAGAAACCUGUGCAAAUGAUGUAUAAGAAGUCUACUUUUCAAAUGACUUAUAUAGGAGAAAUAUUCACCAAGAUUCUGGUGCUUCCCUAUGUCAACAAGGAGCUCAACAUGAUCAUUAUGCUUCCAGAUGAACACAUUGACUUAAAAACGGUGGAAAAGGAAAUUACAUAUGAGAAGUUUGUGGAAUGGACAAACCCAGACAAGAUGGACAAAGAAGAGGUGGAGGUUUACCUCCCUCGAUUUAAACUGGAGGAAGAUUCCGACAUGAAGGAUGCCCUUUGCCGUCUGGGCAUGACCGACGCCUUCGAGGAGGCCAGGGCAGACUUCUCUGGAAUGUCCUCCAAGAGAGACCUGUUUCUGUCCAAGGUCGUGCACAAGUCCUUCGUGGAGGUCAAUGAGGAGGGCACGGAGGCUGCGGCCGCCACUGCGGCCAUCAUGAUGAUGCGUUGCUUGCACUUCACGCCUUCCUUCUGUGCCGACCACCCCUUCCUCUUCUUCAUCCAGCACUGCAAGACCAGUGCCAUUCUGUUCUGUGGCCGCGUUUCCUCUCCAUGAAGACAGCCCCACCUCGAGCGGCCCUCCUUUGCCUCCCUUUCUUGUGCCCCACCCUUCCUCUUUCUCCGCCAUGUGCCUGUGACCCAAGUGCCUUUAUCCAUGCAACCCAGCAGCUCAGAAAUAAAGCCCACUGUGGGACUUAUUUCCCAA